AUGGGAACACCACUCGGACCAGUAAAAAUAAAUAUAGGAGAUAAAGUCAAGGAUCAAUUUGUUGUGAAAAAGAAACUUGGAGAAGGAGCAUGUGGGCAGGUUUUCCUGGUCCAUAUGAUUGACAAGAAUGGAAAAACGAAAGCUGCAAUGAAGGUGGAGCCAUUAAUGAAGUCUAAAGAUGAUGAAAUUCUUAAAAUGGAAAUUUUCGUGCUCAGAAAAGUUCAAAAUUCCCGUCACGUUUGUCGAUGCCUUGCUUCGGGUAAAACCGAUUCUUAUACAUAUGUUGUGAUGAGUUUACUAGGUAAAGAGAUGUCUGAAAUCAGACGCCGACUGCCUAACAGAAAAAUCAGCUUACCUUCAACUCUUAGAAUAUCUAUACAACUUAUCAGAGCCCUUGAAGACCUACAUGAAGCUGGAUUCGUUCAUCGAGAUGUGAAACCAAGUAAUUUGGCGAUGGGUCUCUACAACACACAGGUUGUCUAUAUUUUCGACUUUGGGUUGGCUCGUCAGAUAUUAUUGCCGGAUGAGGGAGGUAAAUUGAAAUUGCGGGAACCAAGGAACAAGGUUAUGUUUCGAGGGACAGUUCGCUAUUGUUCGCUAAACGUACAUCAAUACAAGGAACAGGGACGGCAUGAUGAUUUAUAUGGCGCUCUGUAUUCAAUGAUUGAGUGUUUAACAGCCAAUCUGCCAUGGAAAGGAUUGGUACGAAAGGAGGCAGGAAAAGUAAAAGAGAAUACAAACGAUGCAACGUUGUGUAAAGGGUGCCCAUCGUCUUUUCUGGAAAUGGCGAAAACUCUACGCAAGCUAACCUACCAUGAUGUACCUCCUUACAAAACGUUUAUGGAAAAAUUAAAACAGGAUCUACCUCCUAAAUUGAAAAUGUAG
This is a messenger RNA of Angiostrongylus costaricensis, 885 nucleotides long. The record is from the annotation of a GenBank genome assembly. Lineage: Eukaryota; Metazoa; Nematoda; Chromadorea; Rhabditida; Metastrongylidae.